AUGGAGUCGACCGAAAAUUCGCUCAGUUUUUUCACUUCAAAUCACUCAAAGCAUGAUUCUCAGUGGCGAAUGACAGGAAGAAACGUUACAUUAGUCUGCGUAGCGUGUCUUGUAGAGCUUUUGGAGAGUCCAAAUGUCCUUCACCUUCGCAAACGCAAGGCUCUUCAAGAGAUUGUUUUUCUUCUUACGAACAAUCAAAAUGUCUUGGAGCUUUUCUGUCAAAGUACGCAGAUUGUCUCGCACCUUUGCAGCACAAUAAUGGAUUUGUUGUCAUCAGAGAACGAGCUUCUGAUGAACACAGUAGUUGAGGCACUCGAUAUUAUCACUGUCAAGCUGCGUUCUGAAAAACUUGUGGAGAAAGUUAUGGAAACGUUAGAGAACCAAAUAUUGCGGUUAAACAAUUUCAGGAAAUCCUAUCCUUUUGUUCUCGCCUUAGGGCGACUUUUAAAAUCGAUCCCGGCUUUGUCUCAAGUAUUUGCCAAGAAUUCGUCUUCUCUUUUGGAAUAUUUUAUCUCUAACAUUGUGUUUCCUGAAGAGUCCAUUAAAGUCGCCUUUCUAUUCAUACUUGUACAAGUAUGCUCCAGCGAAGAAGCGGUGAAGGAGUUAAAUUUUCAAAUCCGAGAGAAAAUGUGCCGACAAACAUGCGCUGUUAUCAACUGUUCUGUAAGUUUCGAUACUCAAGUUAACGCCCUUGGGGUCCUGAAAAUGUUCACUACACAGCCAGAUGUGUUAAUGUCCGUUUUGAAACCCCCAAACGAAGGUAAAAGCGAUAUUCUUGAAAGUUUAAAGAAGUUGAUGCUAUCACAAAACGAGGCAAUCCAGACUGGAGCUAUACAAUGCAUCACUCGUAUUUUACGACAUGAUUCUGAAGAAAAAUCAUUUACCAGCGUCAUUCUAAGAUGUGGAAUAGGAGAGAUGCUUCUUGAGGACUUGGAGUGUUCAAAUGACAUAAUUCUGGCCUCGGUUUUCUGUUGUUUGGAUCACAUAGUGAGAGCCGAUGUCUUCUACACCGAAGGCUACUCUGUCUACGGCAUCGAGUCAGUAAUCGUCGGUGUAUCAAAAGCCAUCAAGUUCAAGAAUCCUGAAAUCAUUCAGCAAGCAAUUCGUGUGCUUUCCCUAAUUUUAUCUUCGCAAUCGUUCAACGUUCAACUCUUCCCAAACGAGGAGCUUUGUAAGAAAUGUGCUGAAAUCCUGCACCAAAGCUUGAAGUCUGCAGAUCACAGGGUUAUCACUCAGGCAGCUUGUGCUGUGGUGCAAUUUCUAAACAUCAAUCAUUUUCUCUCAUCGGUGUCGUUUGAAGCUGUUGGUCCUCUUGUGUCAACUGUGAUCUCCCAAAUGAAAAAAUUCACAAAGCCAAGGAUAUAUUUCCGAAAUAUUCCUAAAGGUAAGCCAUUCUUUAAUUCCGCAUCCUUUUGAAAGAGUCAGCUCACACCCCUUCUAGGUUAAGUUUAGCCAACACCUGUAGAGCAGAUUUAAGCUAUGACCAAGGUCGCAGUGUUAUGCUCUUAAGCGAGACAAGUUAUUAGAUAUAUUUCCACUUUUUCCGAAAAUCGCCAAAUGCCUGACCUUUUCUUGCACUUUAAAUAUUACUAAACAACUUUGAAAGCCGCUCCACCUAAACGUUUCUCGUCGUAUUUAUACCUCAGCAUAACAAAAUUUGUUUAUCCAUUAGGAGCAUUUGGAGCUCUUCUGGGUGCUUUGUUGGAGGUUAUCAAGAAGGCUUUACUAUUUGGUCAAGAGUUCCAGGUAAGGAAACCGUCGUACGCAGCCCUGCUGACAAGGAAUGAAUCAACGGUUUCAUAUGAGAAUGAAAUACUUGAGCAGUUUGUUGAUUCGUUGUGGAAAGCUAUCGAUCAGAUAUGUGUACCGGCCUUGAUGCUGAACUACGAAUCUAUCGAAUGUCUUGCAGUGUUCAAAAGCUUUUUUGAGAUUCUCUCUCUCUCAGUGUCUUCAGUGAAUAGUUACAGACACGAUUUUGCAAAGAAACUAGCGUCAGGUUCUUUUGUUCGACUCUCCCUAGAGAUCAGAGAGAGGUUUUGUAGACGUCCAGAUGGCAAAGAGCUCGAAGACGUCACAGGGCGUUUCUUGACAGACCUGUGCCUUGCUCUUGCCGAUAGUUGCGACACCACCCAGCUAAAGGAAGUGCUUCAGACAAGCAAUAUUGCUCGUAUCCAUUCCGUAACCGCUUGCCUAAACAUACUUACACAAUGCCCAGUGAGACAGUCUGCCACGACUGAGAUAAAUGACGUCUCUCUCUUCAAUUCACAAUGUGCUUGCAUUGAACUGAUGUACGUGGCGUUUACUCAUGGUGACAAGAUUGUCUCGCUCGAAAGCCUCGCGACAAGCUUGCACAAGUAUAUAGUGCUUCUUUCCGAUCUCAGCCUUCUGCCUCGUGUCACUCUGAAACACUUACUGUAUCUUUGGAUUGCACCCUACAGCAGGCUGAGUAAACUGACACUGCCAACUGACGUCGUGGAAAGCAUGGACGUCGCUCAAAACAUUCUGGAGCAGAAUUUAGUGAAUUUUACACCAAACGAAUUUGAGUCAAUUCACAUUCAAAACAUUCUCUUCCUUUCCUGGAUAUUUUCUCGUGAACCUCUAGCACACGCCUUUGGUCGACAGGCUUUGAUUUGCUUUCUUAGAAGCGAAAAGACUCAGAACUGUUCCACUGACGAGGAACUCCAACAACUUUUAAUUUCAAACGAUCCGUUUUUUCGAGAAUUUGUCUCACUGAUUGAUCAUAACAUGGAGGCACUUGUUAGUCGAGUAGGGAUCAUUAUAGAAGCACUGAUGUCUGGAGAUUCAAAGUCUAUCCCAGCCAAGAUAAGUGCACCUCACUUAAAAUCAACAGCAAUCCAAAUAACUAGCAUUUUCCUCAAGAUUUUUUCAAGCCACAAGUCCCAUCCUCUCGCACGCCAUUCUAUUUCUACCAUGCUGAAUGUGAUGACAACAGUACAGAUGCAGGCCAACCCGGUAUUUGACGUCAAACUUUUGUAUCGCGUCAUCAACUUGUUGACUUCCUCAGACGGUGAUCAAAGAUUUGCAGUUUGUGCCAUAAAUUAUCUGAAUGUUUUGCUGGCUAGGGAUACGAAUAGAGAAAAUUACCGGGUGGCUGCGGUGCUUCUAUCCAACAAGCCUUUCUGUAGCUUUGUCGAACACAUUUUGAAUUCCAAACUGGUAAACACUGUCGAACUGCGAACGGACUCUGUCAAGGACGUCAAUCUUCUCGCAAGCACUUUGGUUCUCAUCGCAUCCCUUGCAAUCUCCCAGAUGUUGUCUCAGGAAGGUGCUCAGCAUGUGUUCAGUCUCGACAAAAAAUGUAUGAUUAAUCUUGUCAAUGAAGGGCAAAGCAUUUUGGGUCUUGCAAGUCUUGUCUUUUGGGAUGUCUUCUUCAAAACUAGAAAGGAGUUAGUGAACCCCAUUUUGGUAUUGUCGAAUGGUAACGACGCAAACGAACCUUCUCGCGAGAAACUAUCCGAUGAAGACUUCCUUGUUUUGCUUGUUUAUAUACAGAACUCGUUAGUCCAUGACAGUGAGACUGUAAGACAGUGCGCAGUUAAGUGCUUAACAAGCUUUCUCGGUUAUGUCCCAAAUACCUCAGACUUCGCAUGCAAUCCUUGGAACAGAAUCGUUUUGGAGUCACAAUUGUGCGUACUCAGUGUUAACGUUCUAACACCGAGCUUGGUGCUGUUUUGUUUGCUGGUGUUGCAGUACGCACCGAGCAAGCCUUACUUAAACGAUGUCCUUCAAGACGCAGUGGAAUCCAUUCUCCGCAAAAUCCCAAGCGUUCUGUGUUCAGAGCAAGACCUGUCGUGGUACUGUGUCAAUUUUCUGGCGCAGGUCUUGAGUAAGAAACACAAAGUCAUGUCAGAAAACCAAAAAGCUGCUGUCUUAUCCUGGCUGACAACUUUUAAAGAAACGCUGAGGGGAAACGAGGAACGAAGAAGCUUAGCCGAGUCCCUUAAUACAGAAGCGGAACAGAGUGACGAAAGAGAAGUCAGAUUUUUCAAGAUAGACGCUGUAAUUUUCCCCAAGGCAUCGCUUAAACCACCGGCUUGGUUGGAUCAUGAGCUGUUGGAAAAAGUCUUCUGUCUCCUCGAUAGUAAAGGCAACGAAGACAGUAAACAACAGUAG
Molecule: messenger RNA, 4134 nt
Organism: Pocillopora meandrina
Lineage: Eukaryota; Metazoa; Cnidaria; Anthozoa; Scleractinia; Pocilloporidae
Source: the annotation of a GenBank genome assembly